AAAGCUAUUUUCUUCUUCGGCUGACAUGGAUAGACGAGCCAAGCUCACGAGUCGGGUUUUGAUCUUUGGGGGCUGAGCUGGAGCCCAUCAGCGGUGGCGCAUAUAGUAAUUGCUCAUGGGAGGCCUGACCAAUUCGCCCAUUCUUUUGGUUCUGGUAGGGCCACUGACAGGUCCCAUCUUUCCUGGCAUCAUCAUUCCAUCUGGUAGCGGGCGAUUUGCAGUACUCCGUACACACUGCUUGGGGAGGCCGGGGAACCCCUGGUUUCAAAACUUCCCGCGACGCUGGUUGGGUGGGGGUGGAGAGCGAAGAAGAGGGAGAGGAUCCGGGUCAUUUUUGGACCUUGUCUGGCCCAGACUUUUUUUGGCCAGUAUGGAUACUCCAAUGGCGAUGGGGAGGAGGGAGGGGCUCUGGGAGGCGAAAAUGGCAACGCCGCAACGGCAAAGCAUGGUCAGGCAUUGAGGAGGUCUCUGUUCGCCAUGUGGUUAGAGGGGGAGGUGGCUUGUUCAGUCGUUACGAUGGUACGCUGGCGUGGGCUCGGGGAUGGAGUCGUGGCCGUUGAGAGCGUUGGUAAACUUGGCGCCGGUGGGAUUUGAUUGUCGUUACAUCAGGUCAGAGUAUUCUUUUCCUCUCUUGCCUUCAAUCCUUUAAU
Colletotrichum acutatum is the source of this 650-nucleotide messenger RNA. RefSeq lists its product as uncharacterized. The transcript has a single exon. NCBI's taxonomy places the organism in Eukaryota, Fungi, Ascomycota, Sordariomycetes, Glomerellales, Glomerellaceae. The record is from RefSeq and is a predicted model, not a curated record. The coding region runs from base 116 to 460 and encodes 114 amino acids.